GAUCGCUUGCACAUUCUCAACGCCUUUCUUCAAUUGCCUCAUCAAGAUGGAUGUUACUGACUCAGAAGUGCUGCAGAUGUUCUCGUGCAUUUACGCCACUCUGGCGGGAAAUACUAUCCUGAUAUACGACCAUAUGACGACCCUACCAGAAGAAAUCGCCUUUAUAUGGUGUCGUCCGAAAGCGUUGUCUGCAGUGUUAUUUCUGCUCAAUCGCUAUGUCGCCCUCUUCGCCAAUAUCUGCGGCUUAGUUAUGGAUUUCCUGCCUGUUUCAGACGAGGUUCAAGGUUCUACUUUACUUUCUUGUCUAUCGCUCUUGCUUAACGAAGAUUUAGUUGUUCGAAAUACACGCUGUACAGACAACUGGUCAUUUUCGGCCAAGCAAUCAUCGUUUGUCGUGAGUGGAUUUCAUUUCGAGAAACUCUUACAUUGAAAAUUUCAGUCAUAAUGAUCAUUCGCACUUAUGCUCUCUACGACCGUAGCAAGCACAUGCUUGCUUGGCUGAUAAUCAUCCUCGUUGCUCUUGCAGGAGCAGCCUCGGUGGGAACGUUUGGACGGUUUUCAGGCAAUACGAUCAUCUUGCCAGGAGUUGGUUGCUACGAAACGUAUACAGCAGAGACAUCUAUCCGUCUCGGGCUGGCAUGGGUGGCCCUAUUUGUCUUCGAUUUACUCAUUUUCACCCUCACAGUGUACAGGAUUUGCAAAACUAGAGGUUUGCUGCGGUUUUCUCUGGUCACCAGGAGAAUUGUUAUUGUGCCGUAUUUCACGACG
This is a messenger RNA of Suillus subalutaceus, 768 nucleotides long. RefSeq lists its product as uncharacterized. Bases 47 to 430 code for a protein of 127 amino acids. The record is from RefSeq and is a predicted model, not a curated record. The transcript is spliced from 7 exons. NCBI's taxonomy places the organism in Eukaryota, Fungi, Basidiomycota, Agaricomycetes, Boletales, Suillaceae.